Molecule: messenger RNA, 591 nt
Organism: Pelmatolapia mariae (spotted tilapia)
Lineage: Eukaryota; Metazoa; Chordata; Actinopteri; Cichliformes; Cichlidae
Product: claudin-like protein ZF-A89
Biological process (GO): bicellular tight junction assembly; cell adhesion
Cellular component (GO): bicellular tight junction; plasma membrane
Molecular function (GO): structural molecule activity
Source: RefSeq, a predicted model, not a curated record
AUGCCGUGUGAGCCAAGGAAGCUUCUGGGCCUGGCCUUGGCCAUCAUCGGCUUUCUGGGGAGCGUCAUUAUCUGUGCUCUUCACACAUGGAAAAUCAUAACAGGCUUCAAAGAUACCACAGUGUACUACUGCGAUGGGGAGGGUUUGUGGAAGAAAUGUGGAUUCCCAGAAGACUCAGCCUUUGGUAUGUGUAUGAAUUACGAGCACAUACCAUUACCUAAAGAGCUGAGAGCUGCCAGAGCACUUAUCAUCAUUGUCAUUAUCAUUGAGCUCCUUGCGAUCCUGCUUGGUGUGGCUUGGAGUAAGUUUAUUAACUUUGUGCCAGAUGAAAGGCAAAGGAGCAAAAUGGCUAUGACUGCAGGAAUUGCCUACCUCAUUGCAGGCCUCUUUGUUCUCAUACCAGUCUGCUGGACAGCCAACACCAUCAGUGAUCAUUUUAAUCCUACCCAGUCUUUAAGAUCCUCAUCAUGGGAUGCUUAGAAAGAUGAGUGGGGAGCCUCGCUCUACAUUGGCUGGUUCACCGCCGUCCUUCUGUUCCUGGGAGGAGGCCUCGUCUGCAGCUCCUUUUUCUGCAGGGGAGAAACUGACUAA